Molecule: messenger RNA, 1494 nt
Organism: Acanthoscelides obtectus
Lineage: Eukaryota; Metazoa; Arthropoda; Insecta; Coleoptera; Chrysomelidae
Source: the annotation of a GenBank genome assembly
AUGUCCGGAUCUGUGGCCAAAGGGCACCCUAAUAAACCAUUUUCGGAACUUGCAGCGCCAAAAUAUGGUAAAGGAAAACCUAAACAGCAGGAAGUAAAGAUUCUGCAUAUAAAUGUGAGAUCCCUAAGAAGAAAAAUAGAUGAGUUGGAGGCCUUUCUUGUUGAUGAGGACAUUGAUCUACUGUGCCUGACAGAACAUUGGUUGACCAAAGAAGAAAUGGAAGUUGUCCAUUUGCAGGGAUAUAUGAUGAGAGGGUCUUCUGAACGGAAGGACUUCACAGGGAAUUUUGAUACCUUCUUGGAAUCAAUGGAGGGAAUAUUAACACAAUUGAGUAGGAAUAGGCAAAUUAUUCUUGCUGGGGAUUUCAAUACUUACAACAUGUCUGACUUGCCACUUAAACUAGUCGAUAUGACGGAAGGUGAAUUAUACGCCGAACUCGAAAACAUUUAUUCAGAAAUGGAACAAAGUCGUAUAAACGGUGAAGAAAUUCCAUCUGAUUGUGAAUCGUUAGCCAGUAGCAGAGACGACCAAGAAAGUGAUACAGAAACUACUAUUAGAAGCAACGUGUUGAUAUGUUCAUAUAGUGACUCAGAAGAUGAUAUACCUUUGUCAACUAUCGCUGGAAAACUGCAGCUAGCUUCAUCUGCCUCAUCAGUUGGAAGAAAGUCUCCAGUUUGGUCUAAUGUGAAAACUCCUACACCACCUCCAGAUUUUACUGCGCAUUCUGGUCUAGCAGAUUGUGUAACGAAUAUGACAGAUCCAACACCGUACAAAUUAUUUCAAUUAUUUUUUUCUGACUCCUUGAUAGAAAGUAUUGUUUUUGAAACGAACCUGUAUGCUCAACAACAGUUCAGCAAGCAUAAACCAACUGAUGUUCGAAAACCUAGUGGUGAUGUCGAGAAAAACUUGGGCUCAAGAAUUGUGAAACAGCUAUGCGAGGGUCUCGAAAAUAAAAAUCACUUGGUCUAUUUUGACAAUUUUUUCAACGGAGUCGAGCUAAUGGAAGAUCUAAAAAAUAUGCAGAUACAUGCCUGUGGUACUGUUAAUUCUUCUAGGCGGAAUAUUCCGAAGUUCAAAUCAGAUAAGAACAUGAAAAGAGGUGAUAUCGAGUGGUUUACAAGCAAUAGUGAUUUGUCUGUUAUUAAAUGGAAGGACAAGCGUUCCGUUUUUCUCCUGUCUAACUUCCAUGACCCACGUGAUACUCUUGAAGUGAACCGAAAAGAAAAGAAUGGAUCAAUUACCAAAGUGCCUUGUCCAAAAGCCCUUUCUGAUUACAAUGCCAAUAUGAAUUUUGUCGACAAGUUCGACCAAAAUCUUACUUCCUACAAAAUAGAUCGAAAAAUCCAUAAAUGGUGGCAUCGCAUUUUCUUUUUUUUCCUGGAUGCUGCUGUUGUUAAUGCAUUUGUAUUAUAUAAGGAGUUACAGCUACCCACACUUUCUAUGAAAGAUUUCCGAAGAAGUACAAGGUCUUGUUGUACAACAACUGGUAGGUAG